AUGUCUUCUGUAUCAACCUUGCCAUAUAUAGGAAGUAAGAUUUCGUUAAUUUCAAACUCCGAAAUAAGAUAUGAAGGAAUUUUGUACACGAUCAAUACUCACGAGUCGACCGUUGCAUUGCAAAAUGUUAGAUCAUUUGGAACGGAGGGGAGAAGACAGCCGGAUAUUCCACCAUCAAAUGAAAUUUACGAUUUUAUAAUAUUUAGAGGAAAAGAUAUAAAAGAUGUUACCGUGAGUGAACCUGCGAAGACUAUUCCGGACGACCCAGCGAUCGUUUCCAUGAACAUAGCACCAUCGUCUAAAAAUAAUUUGAGCGAUAAUAUAAAUUAUAACAACAAUGUCAAUAUGAAUAAACCGCUGAAGACUCAAAACAAUAUGAUGCAACAACAAAAUGACAGAAAUAUGAACAUAAAUAAUAGGCGAUAUUUUAAUAGGCAGAAUUACAAUUUUUACUAUAAUAAUAACCCUAACAAUAGUGGUAAUAAUCACAACAAUAAUAACAAUAAUAAUAACAGCGGUAGAAACUUUAACAAUUUUAAAUAUAAAAAUUUUAGAAACUAUGAAAGACCUUACAUUAUCGGGGAGCUGGAGUCCCAACCGAAUCCAGCCCUAAAAAGUAAGUUCAGCCCCGACUUUGACUUUAGUACAAAUAAUCUAAAGUUUGAUAAAAGCACCAUACUAGACGAAAAGAAUAAAGACCCCUUAACGCUGAAUAACAAUAUUCAAGUAGGAGGGUAUGAUAAGAAUUCCAGCUUUUUUGAUAACAUCAGUUGUGAAACGUUAGAUAAACAACAGGCGCACUAUAGAACCAGUGGACACAACCGAAACAACAACAGGAAUAAAAUGAGAAACAAUAGAAAUAACAAAAUGAUGGGGAACUUCAACUACAACUAUUAUAAUAGAAGUCAGAACCCGUUUAACAGGUACCCUGCUUAUUAG
Plasmodium cynomolgi strain B is the source of this 939-nucleotide messenger RNA. RefSeq lists its product as hypothetical. The transcript is spliced from 2 exons. Gene Ontology annotation, cellular component: P-body. Gene Ontology annotation, molecular function: mRNA binding. The record is from RefSeq and is a predicted model, not a curated record. Gene Ontology annotation, biological process: P-body assembly; cytoplasmic stress granule assembly. Bases 1 to 939 code for a protein of 312 amino acids. NCBI's taxonomy places the organism in Eukaryota, Apicomplexa, Aconoidasida, Haemosporida, Plasmodiidae.